Molecule: messenger RNA, 543 nt
Organism: Chiroxiphia lanceolata (lance-tailed manakin)
Lineage: Eukaryota; Metazoa; Chordata; Aves; Passeriformes; Pipridae
Product: ankyrin repeat domain-containing protein 26-like
Exons: 3
Coding region: 22-543 (173 amino acids)
Source: RefSeq, a predicted model, not a curated record
GAACUUUCCCAGCAGCUGGACAUGGAGCCUAGAAGAGGCAUGCCGCUCGAGGCUCAGAAGCAGGCUUUGCAAGGAGAGCUGUCCAGUCUGCGUGGGAAGUGUGAAAACCUGGAGAAGAGCAAAUGGCAGCUGCAAGAAGAGGUGGCAGAACUCGAUCAUCGUUUGGAGACUUUGGUGCUGGAUGGCAGCCAAAGAGAAGAAUGUAAAAGAGAGGUAGAAGAACCAACUGACCAGGAAAGAAGUCAAAAGCUACAAGACGUCAGCCUCGUUUUGCAAGCACAGGCAGCCAACCAGGCCCCAUUAGGACAAAUCAGAGACAGUCAUUGUGAUUCCGUGAGAAUCCAGUUGGAAGACAGAAUUAGAGGCCUCGAAAGUGAAUUGGACAGGGUAAAAAGAACCCAACAAGAGAGUGCUUCUCGUAAAGAAGCAACGCAGGCAGAAAUGACGAUGUACAAAGACCUGUAUCUGGAGGAAGUGAAAACCAGAAGAUGCCUAGCCAAGAAAGGAAAGGGUCUGAUGGAGUUGCCAAGACAUUCUCCUUGA